Messenger RNA from Aethina tumida (small hive beetle), 366 nucleotides. RefSeq names its product cuticle protein 16.5-like. The transcript is spliced from 2 exons. NCBI's taxonomy places the organism in Eukaryota, Metazoa, Arthropoda, Insecta, Coleoptera, Nitidulidae. The coding region runs from base 60 to 329 and encodes 89 amino acids. The record is from RefSeq and is a predicted model, not a curated record.
CUCGACACACACAACAAACUAUAUCAUUUGAUACAAGCAACAUCAAAUAACUCUUCACCAUGUUCAAAUUCUUCGCCAUUGUCUUCGCUGCCGUCUUGGCCGUCGUCUCUGCCGCCCCUAAACCAGGUUUAGUAGCUGCAGCUUACAGCGCUCCAGUUGUAGCUAGCGCUCCAGUUGUGGCCGCCGCUCCAGCUGUUGCCUACUCCGCCCCAGUCGCCUACUCCGGAUACUCUUCCGGAUACGUUGCCGCCCCAGCCGUCUCUGCCUACCACGCUUCCCCAUUGGCUUAUUCCGCUUAUGCUGCUCCAGUAGCUGCCACCUACUAUUAGAUUAUGAUUUAGUUAGUUAAUAAAUUUAUUUAAAAUA